This is a messenger RNA of Corapipo altera (White-ruffed manakin), 3270 nucleotides long. It is a transcript of the gene GTF2IRD1, whose product is annotated as GTF2I repeat domain containing 1. Gene Ontology annotation, biological process: transcription by RNA polymerase II. Gene Ontology annotation, molecular function: DNA-binding transcription factor activity. The coding region runs from base 63 to 3083 and encodes 1006 amino acids. Gene Ontology annotation, cellular component: nucleus. Lineage: Eukaryota; Metazoa; Chordata; Aves; Passeriformes; Pipridae. The transcript has 29 exons. The record is from RefSeq and is a predicted model, not a curated record.
CGCUCCCGCGCAGCCUCGCCGGGGGAGGCAGCAGCGCCGCGCCCCAGCCGCCCGCGGUGAAUAUGGCCCUGGCAGGGAAGCCUUUAGACGCGACUCUCACCACCUCCAGAGCUGACCAAUGGAAUAUGGUUUUUCCCCAGAAAGACGAAAUCAUCACCAGCUUAGUGUCUGCCUUAGACUCCAUGUGCUCAGCGCUCUCCAAGCUAAACGCAGAGGUGGCCUGCAUCGCUGUCCAUGAGGAGAGUGCCUUCGUGGUGGGCACUGAAAAGGGACGGGUCUUCCUCAGCACCCGCAAGGAGCUGCAGGCUGACUUCCAGAAGUUUUGCAGAAUCCAGCAAAGGAAGGAGCAGGACGCAGAGGCACAGAAGAAGGCAAAGGAGUGUGGGCGAAGGGUGCUCAGGAUCUCCCCGGACCAGGGAUCAGACGUGUACCUCCUCAGGAAGAUGGUAGAGGAAGUGUUUGAUGUGCUUUAUAGUGAAGCCAUGGGGAAGAGCAGUGUGGUCCCUUUGCCGUACGAGAGGUUCCUGAAAGAGCCGGGCUCACUUGCAGUCGCUGGCUUGCCUGAAGGGAUCAGCUUUAAGAAACCCAUGGAGUACGAUGUGAAAUCCCUGAUGGCCAUCCUAGAACACAGCCACAGCAUCCGCUUCAGGCUUAAAAGGCCAGCAGAUGAGCCCAGCCGAGAGCCCAACCCCAGCGUUGAGUUAACUUGUUCCUCCCUCGCCUCCAAGGGCAGCCGAGACUCCGGUGCCAACGGCCCCAUGGCCAAGCCUGCCACUCAGGACACCCCCUCCGCCAUUGCUGUCACCAACUUCCUAUACAGCGUCUCGCUGCCCACUCCUGUCGCCGUUGACCUCAAGCAGGAGGUGUCCUCGGGGCUGCCUGGGCCGACCGCGGUGGGCGAGGCUCUGCUGGCCCGGCCGGCAGGAGAGCUGAAGGUGCCUUCCUCACAGGAGUACAGCGACUGCUGUGGACAGAAAUCAUCGGUCUCCGGAGGUCCCCUCAUCCAGAAUGUGCACUCAUCCAAGCGCAUCCUCUUCUCCAUCGUACACGACAAGACAGAUAAGUGGGACAGUUUUAUAAAAGAAACUGAAGAUAUCAACACCCUUAGGGAGUGCGUGCAAAUUCUGUUUAACAGCAGAUAUGCUGAAGCCUUGGGGUUAGACCACAUGGUCCCUGUCCCAUACCGGAAGAUUGCCUGUGACCCUGAGGCAGUGGAGAUCAUUGGCAUCCCGGACAAAAUACCCUUCAAAAGACCUUGCACCUAUGGUGUCCCCAAACUCAAGCGGAUAUUGGAGGAGAGGCACAAUAUCCAUUUUGUUAUCAAAAGGAUGUUCGAUGAGAGAAUUUUUACAGGAAGCAAAUUUACCAAAGAUCCAACCAAGCUGGAACCCUCCAGCCCCCCCCGGGAGAUUUCCCCUGAGCCACACCGCGGGGCUGUGCUUGACCUGGCGGGGACCUCUCAGGCCAACAGCAGGUCUGAGAAGUGUAGUGUUUCUGAAAGCUGUGAACCAGGUACCUCAGGAGAGCUAGGUGGGAUCAGGCAGAUCAAAAUCGAACCAGACGAGCUGGACAUCAUCCAGAUCACCGUACCAGACCGAUCACCUGGUUUAGAUGAGAUGCACGACCCUGUGCCCACACAGGUGGCCUCCGAGGAGUCGAGCUACAUCCUGGAAACAGUAGCAGAGGCAGAGAAGGGGCCAAGUGAGGAGUCUCGACGUGAAGAAAGGCAGAUGGAGGGAUCAGAUGGUAUAGGGGAUGUUUUAAGUCAUUUGAGGAAACAAGUUGAAAUUCUGUUCAACUCACGAUACGCGAAAGCCAUAGGAAUAUCAGAGCCGGUCAAAGUCCCCUACUCCAAGUUCCUGAUGUACCCUGAGGACUUGUUUGUUGUGGGCUUGCCAGAAGGCAUCCUACUGCGCCGCCCCAACUGCUUCGGGAUUGCAAAGCUGAAGAAGAUCCUGCAAGCAAGCAACAACAUCCAGUUUGUCAUUAAAAGACCUGAGCUGCUGGCAGAGGGCAUAAAGGAGCCAGCGUCGGACAGCCCAGCAGCCAAAGCCGCCAGCGAGAGGGACUCGAGCGAGGUGCUGAUGGAGGACGCUGUGAAGAGACAGGGCUUUCAAGAAAAUUAUGAUGCCAGGCUUUCCAGAAUAGACAUUGCUAACACGCUGCGGGAACAAGUCCAGGACCUGUUCAAUAAGAAAUACGGUGAGGCCUUGGGGAUCAAAUACCCUGUGCAAGUGCCAUACAAGCGGAUCAAGAGCAAUCCAGGGUCAGUGAUUAUAGAGGGUCUGCCCCCUGGGAUCCCCUUCCGGAAGCCCUGCACCUUCGGCUCACAAAACCUGGAGAGGAUACUAGCUGUUGCUGAUAAAAUCAAGUUCACUGUGACAAGGCCUUUUCAAGGACUUAUCCCCAAACCCGCCUCCAUGGUGAUGGCACAAUUUAGGAAAGACAAAUAUGGCAGAGAGGAAAACAUUUAUAUACCCUUAUUUGGAACAGCAGAAAGAGCUCUAACAAAAGCCCCUAGACGGAUAACAUCCUUGGAAAAAGCGUACGCUGCCUUGAAUGAUGAGGAUGAUGCCAACAGGCUCGGAGAGAAGGUGAUUCUCCGAGAGCAAGUGAAAGAGCUUUUCAAUGAGAAAUACGGAGAGGCUCUGGGCUUGAACCGACCUGUCAUGGUGCCCUAUAAACUCAUCAGGGACAGUCCUGAUGCCGUGGAGGUUACUGGGUUGCCAGACGAUAUCCCGUUCAGAAAUCCCAAUACCUAUGACAUUCAUCGGCUGGAGAAGAUCUUGAAGGCACGGGAGAGCAUUCGGAUGGUGAUUAUAAACCAGCUCCAGCCAUUUGCUGAAAUCUGCCCCGAGGUCAAACAAACAGAGAAAGACAUCAGUGUUCCCAAACGGAAGCGGAAGAGGAUCUCUGAAGGAAACUUGGUAUCUUCCUCUUCCUCGUCUUCCUCUUCCUCCUCUUCCAAUAUGGAGUCUACAUCAUCAACAAAUCAGAUCUCACUUGUGCAAUGGCCCAUGAACAUGUACAUGUUAGACUAUGGUGGUCUAAACGUCCAGAUCCCAGGACCUAUUAACUAUUAGACCUCAAUACCGAAUAAGAACCUCAAAUGAGAGAAUAAAUAAAUAAAUAAAUAAAUGUAAUUUAUGUAAAAAGUGUAUAUUCCAAUAUGUAUCAAUGCCUUUUAGUUUUUCCAAUGAUUUUUACACUAUAUUCCUGCCAUCAAGGCCUUUUUAAAUAAAAAUAAAAAGUGUUGCCUUGCUCUUAAAA